Capsicum annuum is the source of this 1383-nucleotide messenger RNA. RefSeq lists its product as uncharacterized. The coding region runs from base 1 to 1383 and encodes 460 amino acids. The transcript has 3 exons. Lineage: Eukaryota; Viridiplantae; Streptophyta; Magnoliopsida; Solanales; Solanaceae. The record is from RefSeq and is a predicted model, not a curated record. Gene Ontology annotation, molecular function: zinc ion binding; nucleic acid binding.
AUGAAUAUUGUUAUUCUUUUAAGGUACUCGGGUAAAUGGAGAUCUCAAAUAGAAUAUGUGGAUUAUAAAAUUGAAGGGAUUGUUGUUGCUGAAUCAGUAAAUUAUAUGAGGUUGAUUUCAUCGAUUGCUGAUAAAAUAAACAUUGACGAAACUCGGAAAAAUAUUGAUGUACAUUAUGUUGUUGACGUGAAUGAUUCACCUUUUCAUAUCCGUAACGAUAAUAAUGUACAAUUUUAUGUCGAGUUGAAAAAAUCUCAACCAGCGUUCAUGAUGUAUCCGUUUUGUAUUUCAACAACAGAAAAAUGUGAAGAUGGCAUAUUGUUCGAUAGGGAAACAGGAGAUGUGGUUUGCCUGGAAGGUGUUGAAUCUGAUGCUUUGGCUUUAUCUGUUGCUGAGACACAAAAUGAGUGUGCUUUGUAUGUACCAGAGGUUGAAGAUAACUUGAUAUGCGAUAGCAAAAGUAUUGAUGUAAAGGUGAAACAGAUGUACAAGGAUAAAAAUACGCUUGUUUCAGUGAUGUCGAAAUAUAAAGUGACUAAUGGAUUCAAUGUUAAAGCAAAACGAUCAAACAAAAAAAGUUACUUUCGUAAGAGCAAAGAAAGUAUCAGUGAUUUGUUUUAUUCAAUGGCUAAAGCUUAUAGGAAAGAUGAUUUUGAAUAUUUGAUGGCAAAGAUUGAAAAAGCUGAUCCGAGAGUGAAAAAAUAUUUACAAGAAGUUGGUUAUGAAAAGUGGAGUAGAUGUCAUUCACCGGUAAAUAGAGGUCGGAUGAUGACCUCGAGUAUUGCUGAGUGUAUUAAUGGUUGUUUGGUAGAGGCCCGGCGAUUGCCAAUAUAUGGAUUCUUAGAAGAAGUUCGAAUAUUAUUUGGUUCUUGGAACUGUAAGAAUAGUGAAAUAGCUUCUUAUACAAGUACCACUUUGGGCGUCGAUUUGAAGAAAUUCUUACUCUCAACGGUGAAGUCUUUUUCAACAUAUAUAUAUUCAGUUUAUGAAUCUGGGAGAAGAUACAUUGUUGAUUUAGAAAAUGGCUCAUGCAACUGUGCAAGAUUUCAAAUAGAUCAAAUCUCUUGUGUUCACGCUAUAGCUGUAUUGAAGUCUAAACAUGUAAAAGAAUUUGGAGAUUACUGUUCAGAAUACUACAAGCCAAACACAUUGGUCAAGGCAUAUGAGGUUCCAAUGCUAGACAAGAAAGACUGGGAUGUUCCCAGCAGUGUAGAUGAAGAAGAAGUGUUGCCACCGUUAUACAAAAGACUUCCAGGUAGACCGAAGAAGGGGAGAAAGAAGAAAUCAAGUGAAACACUUUCUUCAAGCACAAACCAUUGUGGACGAUGCGGCCAUGAAGGGCACAAUAGGCGUUCAUGUAGUUUUUUUUCAAAGGAGAACUAG